Cyprinus carpio (common carp) is the source of this 6643-nucleotide messenger RNA. RefSeq lists its product as uncharacterized. NCBI's taxonomy places the organism in Eukaryota, Metazoa, Chordata, Actinopteri, Cypriniformes, Cyprinidae. The record is from RefSeq and is a predicted model, not a curated record.
UUUGAGCUAAAACACAAGCUCACUCCGCACUUCCGCGGCUCUGCCCUCGAUAACACGUCUCGGUGGGAAAGAAACAUAUGACGGGUGGCGUCGGGUCUUAACGGUUGUCGGUAUGACGGGUCUUCCUCACCGCGCGCGAUUUUCUCCAGUGGAAUGUACAGUCGUGCCGUCUUUGAGGGUACUUUAGGGUACAGCUGAUCCCCGGAGGGAAUAAAGGGAGGUAACCAAACUAGAUGAGCCAGAUACAUUCAGCCUAUAAUGUCAACACAUGAUCUGAAGUUGCAGCAGUCAAGUUGUCAAAGCGAAGUGAAAGCGAGCGUGACUUGUGUUGUCUCAGAUCAGGAGGGAUUGUACACACAAACUGAUAAAUCACGUUUUCAGAAUGUAAGUGAACAUGAGAAGAUACAUCCUGGACCAUUGGCUCAACACAUCCACAACAAGAAAUAUUUAGAAACUAGAACUACUGCUUCUUCACCAUCGCUGCAGUUAACAGGCCAGCAGAAAAGCAGCAGAGAUUUGCAGAUCAGGCAAAUAAUACUUCUCAGAUCUAAGGAAGACCUCUGUAGGACAUCUGAGGAGGAGAGGAAGUCUGCCAGAUUCACUUCCACCAUCUCUAUCAGUCUUCCCAACAGAAGAAACAAAAAAGACACAGCGGAGGAAAAAACACUGAAAGCUACAACUAACCUCACACAUGAAGCCAUAAAGAACACAGCUAAUCAACACCACACAGAGCUAAGGGACGUGCUUUCGCAGACAGACCAAUGUGGCGAAUCAACUGAUGAAUUAUUUAAGAAUGGGGAUGGGCCAAAAGCAAGCUUUGAUGAAGACAGUUUUACCACUCUGCAUCAACGUGGGACAAAGCAGGGACAAAAUACAGGAAUACAAUACAACAUAGGCCUUCAUGAACAAACACAAAUUGUCCACAACUACUCACAAAGACAUUCUGCUCAUCCUGUUUGUGAGGUUCAAACAGAAUUCAACAAGGAAUCUGGAGCCAACGACUGUAGAGAGAAUGCUGCCACAACCCCACAAUACCACAGUAAUCUGACCUCCCCUGAAGUGGACAAUGGUUUAAAAGCAAGCACUGAUUCCCAGUUUUUUGCUCACCAUUCAGAAGUUGCAAACCAGGUCUUGUCAAUAGACUAUUUACCUGCUCCUCAUUCUGAAAGCACCACUGAGCCAGAACCUGGUCUUAUCAAUAUUACAUCAGCUAUGUUGUCUUCAGCCCUGGCCUCAGUUCUUGUUCCACCUUGGAGUGGCCGCCUUCGAAGACCCAAGCAAGGAGGCAACGAAGUACAGCAUGAACCACAAGAUUGUGGACAGAAUAUGAACCCAUCUAGCUUAUUUCGCCAGGAACGGCAGCAACAACCAUUUCUUCGUUCCCAGAGGCGACCAUCUGAACACAUGUUGGCCCAUGAUAAUGACAUGCAGUUGACUGCAGGAACCAGCAAUAACUCUCCUGACUGGCAAAAAGAGAACAAUUCCCCGAACAUCACAACCACAAUACAGCCAAAGAGACCCGUUACCAAGUCCUCCUCUGUGGGCAUGAUGUACAAUAAUACAGAUUUGCAUCCUUUUCCCACACCUCUGGACACUCGUCGGGUACCAGAGUUGGCCCAUUCAGGGUACAGAAUAUCAAACACUGGAGAUGAACAUGAGUCUUUCAAAUCAUUGAGCUCUAAGCCAACAACAAGCAGCCUACUUCUUUCCUUGAGGAGGUCAAAUUUGAGAAAUUCCAGUGCUGAGCCCACACAAUCAGAGACUCAGAUGACUAGGUCUGUCAGGUCCCUUACGUUGCCUAGCAGAGUUGUUCUGAAAACUCCAUCAUUUGCCCAUCCUGUUACCGCUGAUGACCAAACCCCUGAAUACCCAGACCCUCCUGCAAGAACGGAGGAAAUACCAGUCAGUCAGUUCCCUUUAUCACCUAGAAUUAGGAGUAGAGUGCCAUUAAGGGCAUCACUGUUUCUAAACAAACCAGAGACAGAAAUUUCAAAGAGACUAGAAGCUUCUAUUGCCAAAGCAGAGGAGGAAACUUUCCCACGCUCCACAACCAAAACCAGCCAACUUGGGGUUCUCAGAGCCCAACAACGUUCUUAUUCAGUUCUUUUGAGGGAAUAUUCCAGUACACAAGACAUAGAUACAGUGGAACAAAACACUGCCAACAACACCAACCUGCAAAACUCCAAUAUGACCAAACAAGAAGUAACUCCAGAUACCACAAUUUCUCCCAAAGAUUCAACUAAUUUUAAUGUUCAACAAUCUGGCUUUAAUGUCCAAAAAUUAAAAUCACAAAGCACACACAAUAUAAUAGCCAGCAGUUCUUUGGGCACAAGCACCUUCACAGACAGGCUUAACUACUCACCCAGGAAAGACUCUUCUGUUGAUGGAAGUCCCACAAAUAUAUAUCUGGACUCUAAGAAAUAUUCUCAGUCAAGUCAAAACACAAUGGAUCUUUCGAGCCCUCUUUCUCCAAGCAGACCUCUCAGAAGUGUAAGAGUACCAAGCAUUUAUUCAUACCUACGGGAGUACAGCCCGACGCUGUCCACCCCUUCCCCUUCCACCCCUUCUUCCCACAUACAGCGAGCUGAAACAUCGCCUCCUAAGCAAGAUAGAGGCGUAACACAGCAGGGUGACCAGAAAACACUUCCCUCAAAAUUUUCAUUUGACUUCAACCCUUUUGUGCCACAGGCACAAGUGUUACAAAAAAGCUCUUAUGGCUCUAAUAUAUCACCAGCUCAAUCUCUGCCUCCUGAUUUUGGACGAAGAUCAGCACCUCGUCUCAGUACAUCUCCAUAUUCAGGCCUCAUCUCCUCACGACCUACACUCAACAACACUUUACAAGAACUACCCUCUCCGCCUGUGCCCAAAACUCAUAUCCGAUCCACAUCUUAUGAUAUUGUAACCACUCCUGCAGACUUCAAAAAAAGUGAUCCAAGCUCUUCACUGUCCACAUACACAAGCAUUAUAAGAAAACCAAAGGAACAGUUUGCUUCUUCUAACAGAGAACAGAGGACAGCAGUUCAAGCUUACACAAGCGCCCUAGAUAAUCACAAACCUGCCCAGCCAUGCCUUUUACAAACUGCACCAGAUGCAAGUUUUGUCAUGGAAAGCCAAAGCGCUAAUAUAAGCCCACACCCAAGGCAGCUCAACACAGGCUCUAACAACUUCUUUCAUCAGGAGCAUGAUGGCCUGAUGGAACUUCAGCUUGAUAAGGGUAAUUCUUACCCCAAGCACAGGGAGAGUGAGAAAAAUAAGUAUUUAUUACCUGAUAAGCUCACAGUAGAAAGUGAAACUCCACUGACAUCUGAGAAGGAGAUUCCUGCUGUGCAUAUGCGUGAGAGAUUGCAGGAAAUGCAAAGUUCCAAUUCAAAAAAAGGCCUCUUUAGUUCACGAGUUAAGAAAGACUUCUCCUCAGCUUCUUUGCCAGACAAAGAGGUUGUUAGUCCCCAGUAUUUAAAAACCAAAAAACAUUUGCCAGUGUUCAGAACGAACAGCAGGAUUGACCAGAUGUUAAAUCGCUUGAAACUGACAUUUGGUGUCAAACGUUCAGACAGCUCACCUGACACACUACCAAAAAAGAACAAGAGUUCCACUCAGCAGCCCUCAGAUACUGAGACUUUUGAAAGUCCCAAGACAAAGGAGAAAACAUGCUCUGAGAGCCACCCGGCACCCUCUAACUCCUCUUUAACAACUGAUAAAACCUCUUUAGGUUCCUUGUCACUACUAACACUAAAGAAAUCUGAGAAUACAUUAAAUAUGAGUGGACAAAAUAGGUCUAAGGCUGAAAUAAAUUAUUCUGGGUCCCCACAGGAGGGGCCCAACCCGACCUUGACCAUCGAUAAAGCAUCUUUUGCCUCUUUUGGGUCUUUGUCGCCACUUACAUCAGAGAAAUCUGAGAGUACUUUAAAUAUGAAUUGGCAAAAUAGAUCUACAACUGAACAAAAGGGCUCUGGGUGCACAUGGGAGGCCCCCAGCUCAUCUUUGACCACCAAUAAAGCAUCUUUUGCAUCUUUGUCGCCAGUUACAUUAAAGAAAUCUGGGAAUACUUUAAAAAUGAAUUGGCAAAACAGAUCUACAACUGAACAAAAGGGUUCUGGAUGCACACAGGAGGCCCCCAACUCAUCUUUGCCCACCGAUAAAGCCUCUUUUGCUGCUUCUGGGUCUUUGUCACCACUUACAUUCAGGAAAUCUGAGAAUACUUUAAAUAUGGACUGGCAAAACAGAUCUACAACUGAACAAAGUGGUUCUGGGUGCACAUGGGAGCCUCCCAACUCAUCUUUGACCACGGAUAAAGCCUCUUUUGCUGCUUCUGGGUCUUUGUCACCACUUACAUUCAGGAAAUCUGAGAAUACUUUAAAUAUGGACUGGCAAAACAGAUCUACAACUGAACAAAGUGGUUCUGGGUGCACAUGGGAGCCUCCCAACUCAUCUUUGACCACCGAUAAAGCCUCUUUUGCUGCUUCUGGGUCUUUGUCACCACUUACAUUCAGGAAAUCUGAGAAUACUUUAAAUAUGGACUGGCAAAACAGAUCUACAACUGAACAAAGUGGUUCUGGGUGCACAUGGGAGCCUCCCAACUCAUCUUUGACCACGGAUAAAGCCUCUUUUGCUUCUUUCGGGUCUUUGUCGCCACUUACAUUAAGGAAAUCUGAGAAUAUUUUAAAUAUGGACUUGCAAAACAGAUCUACAAAUGAACAAAGUGGUUCUGGGUGCACAUGGGAGGCACCCAACUCAUCUUUGACCACGGAUAAAGCCUCUUUUGGGUCCUUGUCACCCUUAACAUUAAAGAGGCAUAGCGAUGAAAAUGGAAAUCGGUCUUAUGGUAGGAGCUUUAGUCCACACAGGCAAAAGGCCCAAAGUAUGAAUCGUUCUGCCACCUUGCCACAUUACAAAAAAUCCUCUAUCGGUCCCCCAUCGCCCUUUUAUUUGUUUGAUUUUGAUUCAGAAGACAUUCAGAAUGACAAUGUGUUUUAUAGUCCAUUGAACAAAAAAACAAAUUCACUUUGUGAGUCUGAUGACUUCUCUCCUCAGAGCGCCACCAAGAGUCCUGUGCACCAAAACCUUGUGAGGUCUCACUUGUCCUCAUCAUGUGCUGAUUUAAAGUAUGGUCUACACAGUGGACGAUCUUUCUCAGUAAGCAGUGUGGUUUCAAGCCGCCCAUCAGGUCCUGGACGAAUCUCAACAAGCAGCAUCAGCGACCUCUCAAGUUUGGAAGAAUUUCUGCCGAAGGAGAAUUAUACAAUAGUUGACUCUCCAAUGAGUAGUAGCCAUUCCCCAAUCUAUGAUGCAAAAUCUAUCACUGGUAAACAGUCUCAAUAUGGAUAUACAGAUAAUCUUGAUCUUGAUCAUGAUGAUGCAGACCCAACCCCACCUCCAUCACCAACUAUGUCCUCUUCACCUCGUCGGAUAUCCCAGGCUCCUUCUGUGUCUUCCCCCAUAUGGACAACUCCAGAAAAUCUGUCUCCUCCUCGUGGAAUCCUGUCAUCAAGGAGCUACAAAACUAGCAUGACUGUUUUUGAGGAGUCUGAUUCUGACACCACAACCGAUGAUGAAUACUAUCUUGAUAAUGGUGAUGCGGCAGAAACAGAACUUUAGAGGAGAGUACAGUUGUAUGUUGUUCAAUUCCAUCAUGUUAUAUAUACUGAACAUUUAAAAAUGUUGGGUGGGGGUCUUCUAUGACAAAGCUGCAGCAACAUUAGGCCUCUGUCAAAACAAUCUAAACUGUAAAAACAACUAGAAAUCCAGAUUGUAUAUGAAUAGAAGGAAUUAUAAUUAUAUCAGAACUGUAAGGCCAUGUUGAUUUCAUAUUUCUUGUUAUAAAUGAAAUAUAAUGGGUUUUUGAAUACUUUAGUGCUUGAGGAUAACAAUGUUUGAUUUCAUUAUGAAUGUAUUUACAAUACAGUACAAUGCACUGUUUCAUUAGCUUUUUAUACAUAUAUAUAUAUUAUGGAUCUUGAGGCUUUGAAAUGGUGAAUUCUCAUGUCAUAACUUAUUGAGGCCUGUCUCCUGUAGGUUAUUGGCUGUUUCAUUCACUGUGGCAUUUCAAAGCAGAGUGUGUCAGUCACAAUACAGUCUUUUCCUGACAGACAUUCUAUAGUCAGAAGCUGCCAACCAAGAAACUGAACCCCAGUUAUGUUUACCAGAUCUAUUUGAAUAAUAGAAAAUAGAAAAAAGUAAUAUUGGUGCCCGCAACACUGAUGAUUCCACUUUAAUUAUGGCUAAGUCUGUAAAGAUGAUGAUGUAACAGAUGCUUGCUGUCCAUUUGAUAUUAUUGUUAAAAGUAUGAAAGUGUUACCUUUCACAAUCUAUGCAAAAGACAUACCACAGAUGAACUAAGCAUUCUUAAAUAAGACCUUACGGUUGAUUUUAUUUGCUGUAUAAUGUAAUUUGCUGUUUGUGUGCGUCAUGUUUGUGUGUGGCUUUCAGUGUAAUUUUAAUUGAUCUUUUAUUGUAAUUUAUUUUGCAGGGCAGGGGGUUGGGGCAUCAUUUCUCCCCUAUAGCCUUAGGGACCUCCAUAAGACCUGUCAAUUGCAACACUGACCUACAGUACUACCAAAUGUUGUGUAACCUAUGUCUAAGGUCCUUUUUGUAAGGCCAUUUCUUGAAUGUCUUUAUUAAAACAGUUAUAUUUAUGAACAUUUAA